GCUUCCAAAGUAUUUUCACGAUCAGACAAACUUAACCAAAUUGAGCAUCUGUUUGGGUGUGGAGGAAAAAAACAAUGGAAGCACAAUCAAUUGUGAAGCUCAAGAACACAGUGUGAGCAGCUACACGUUGCAGAGAAAUCGAGGUAUCCACAAGCCAGUCAAAGUUGAUGACAGCCCUUCAAUGAUAGCUGAAAAUGGUGUGAGUAGCUCCAGCUUGUGCGAGCAUGAAAAAGUAUUGCAGGCACUGCGGACCGCUCAUGCAACAACAGGAUAUAUUAAUGUUGUGAUGCAGAGAGCUCCCAGGAUCUCAGGCAGAGUUAUUCAAGCACAGAUGGAUACAACAUUUACUAAUUCUAAGAUGCAGAGAAUUCGUGGGAACUCAGGCACAGUUAAGGUGGAGAGAGAUGGAUUUCUUAGCAAGUCAGAAGACAAAGCUGGCAGAACUUUGAUGAUAGCAACAAGCAUGGAUCCUGAUUUGUACAAGGCUAUAACAGAUAGGGACAUUGAUUUAAUCCAAAAAAGAAGGCAUGAUAUGGAACUUUCUCCUCUCUAUGACAAAACCCCUGAAUUGAAUACAAUCCUUCAUCUUGCUGCUGCAAGCUCAGACGAUGAAGAGUUUGUACAAGCAAUCCUCAGGAUCCAACUGUGCCAAAAAUUUGUCACAGAAAAGAACUCCAGCGGCAACCUUCCUCUUCAUGAAGCAGUAAAUGCUAGCCAUCUACAUAUAGUGAAACUUUUGGUCAUAUGGACUUACUAGCAGCUGCAAGAUCACUCUACUGGACCAUUGAGGGAGAAAAAUAAGGAGGAUAAUACUCCUCUUUACCUGCCCUUAAUUAACAAAUACCAAGCUGUGGGUUGUAACUUGGCCUUGGAAUCCAAGUACAAUGAAAUGGCCAAGUUCUUUGUACUUGGAUUGAUUUAUAGUUUUGGAUUGAUUUAUGACUAUUAUGCUACUAUUUUAAAGUUGAGUAUGGACAUUUUUAGUAAUGUUCACUUUCAUUAAGUGUUGUUUCUUUUACAUGUACACAUGGUGUUUGAUGAAAUUUCUUAUGAGUUCUAGAAGCCAUAAUACAUGGAGAGUCGUAAGGAGGAAGAUAGGUAAGAAAUGUGAUGCUCUAUUGUUGAUCUAAUCAAGGUAAGCUGUGUUUGAUUCUUAUUACUAUUGUUAAUGAUACACCAUAUAUUGAAUAUUUGCUUUGUACAAUUUGC
Quercus lobata is the source of this 1209-nucleotide messenger RNA. RefSeq lists its product as uncharacterized. The record is from RefSeq and is a predicted model, not a curated record. NCBI's taxonomy places the organism in Eukaryota, Viridiplantae, Streptophyta, Magnoliopsida, Fagales, Fagaceae. The coding region runs from base 182 to 757 and encodes 191 amino acids. Gene Ontology annotation, molecular function: protein binding. The transcript is spliced from 3 exons.